UUAGUUUCGUCUUUCAAACGGUGCAGAUCAUCAUAACCCUCGCUCUGGUCGAUUGAUUUUUUUUGUAUGGGGUGAAAACAGAGAGAUUUAUAUUUCCUAUUGGUAUCGGUGUGCUCUCGUGCGAUUUGGAAGUGAGCGGAUAGUGAUCAUUGCUAAUGAGCAUACAUACAAACAGGCGUGAGAAGAAAGGGCACUUCGCGGUGUAGUAGAAAUUGUGCGCCAACUGUGGAACAGGACUAGAAACCAUUACCGUAAUCAUACAUGCACGUUGGUAUUGGAGUGAUUUGGAAAAUUUAUGACUGAGCGACAUUGGACAGACAGUUUAUGUGUGCGUAGCAAGAAAUCAUUGAUAAAAUAUUAUAUGCGGACAAACAGUGAGAUACGCGAAAGCAGCGACCGUGGUGAGUCAUCAAGUAUUUUUAAACACGGAAGUGGUUCGAGUUUCGGUGACCCUACAGCAUUCAAUUCAGUCGUCGAUACGUUGAGUACAAGCAAGAUUAAUACAAUGGCUGAGGCUCAACGAUUGAUUGGUAUUUCUUUAGCCAAAAUAGCACAAUCUAGAGUCUGCCGUGGAGGAGUUUCAUUGCAUAAAAACUUGCUGGUCGCUACUGUCCUACAGAAAGCGCGCUACAUUUUUAUGGAGGAAGCGUAUCAUAUAGUACAUGGUCAUUAUCUCCAACAAAACAAGUGUAUGGAAUUUGAGAUGGAAAAGCAACGAAAUGCUGCGGCAAUAGCAGCUUCAGUGAACAAUGUUGGUGAUGACGACAGUUGUAGUGAAAGUGAGGAUAGCGAUGAGUUGGAAUCGUAUGCGUCAAGUGAAAAUAACGACGAAAGCGACAACGAUGACAAGGAAAACAGUCCACCUUCGCAAACCACCGACGAACAAUCUUCUUCAGUGUUGUACUUUGAUAUGGACGUGAAAAAAGUGGAAACGACCAAUGUGGAUAGUAACAACAAACGAAGGCGAGACGUUUCUGAAUGGGAAACGGAUGAAGCAGUUCAAUCCAUUUUACCAAAACGUAUAAAAUCCGAGUCGGAUAGUGUAGCUGCUGAUACGGGUUCUGAGGCUUCUAUCAAGGACAUAGUAUCAAGUGAUGAAGUUUUUGCCCUACCAGAAUCUGCUAACAGUCAAACCGUUGCAGAGGAUCUAUCCACUCAAUCGGGGAAUUCUGCAUUACAACAUACACCAUCUGUCGAGAGUAUUGACCGAAUAACUUCGCUGGUUUCAAUUUUCAGCUUUGGAAACCUAACCCGGUCGGUCUCCACACCAGACUUCUGUGCAACACAAGCAAAAGAUUCCGAGAACUCACUAACUCAGUUACAGCAUUCGCAGCGAGGUUAUCUAACUAUGACUGUGUAACUACUUUGGCUACAACGAGCAUUACAUUACAACGCCAAGUAUUAGCAAUUACAAACUCAUACUCCUGUGAUCCGCACACAUUGUGAUAUGUAACGCAGUUGCCCUGGCAGGUGCUGUAGUUAACCGUGCGAUCCAGGAGAACAUGCUACGAGGAAGGUGCUGAACUAGGUAACUCGUGAUCUCACGUGGCAGGUGCCAAUUGAAUACGACUUACAGUAUAGCGUUAUGCGCCCGAACUGGUGUUAACCGGGUCAUCGAUGAAUCAGUAACGUCAUGGUCAUCUUGUUCGUAUUUCCUGCUGCAACCUAGUCGUCAUUGAAAUCAUCACAUCAAUGUUUCUGUGCUAAAGCAAAGCAAAUAAUAUAAUUUCAACCCUGGACUUUGUCUACAUGCAUGUUGCGAUGAUUAAUAGCUUACAGGGUCAUUGCAGAAAAGACGGUGUGUAACAUCACAUGUUCCUUCGUUUCACGUCUAGAAGAAUAUCGAAGAAAUCACUCGUUAGGAGAAUUGAUCUUUUUAGAAAAUAGAUUUCAAUACAACAAAUGCAAUCUCGUUUGACGUGGAGUGAUAUAAAUUCAGACUCAAACACACCGCUACUAGUUUAGUGUUUUCAUUCAGUACUGGUGGGGGUUUCCAGAAGAGAAGUUAGAGACAGAGAGAGUAUGUGAAAGAUGUAGGCGGUGGUUUGCACCGAUUUUUUUCUUUAUAUGAAAGACAAUACUAAGCAAAAGCGCUAAGUAGCUUAGCUUAGUGAAAAGGUUAACUUCACAACAUUUUGACGAAUUUUCUUACUAUUCAUUCAAUUGCUUGCACCUUUAGCAAAAAAUAUAACAUCAUAAUUAGAAUCACUUGACGGAAAAAGUAGUUUUUUUUAAAUACUGGUGCGCACAAAAGUAGGACAAAUAUUUAUAUGUGAGGAAUGAAACGAAGAAAAAAGGAAAACAACGGCUAACAAAAAAAAAUAACUGUACGUCAACUUCUGUUAGCCGCACAAAAGCGAGACUUAUACAUUGAGCUUCUCUAUGAGUUUAUCGGAUUAAAAAAUUUUCUUUAAUCAACUAUCCAAAUCCAAAGUGCGCGACGUUUGAUGAUUGGAGUGGAUGGGAAGAUUGUUUUUCAUUUAUCACUGUUGUUGGCUUCAUGUCUACAUCAUUUUCGGGUCGAAUGUUUAAUUCUAAUGACUCGGUUUUGUUAGAUAAACAUUGAAUAUACUUUAAGAAUUGUAGUGAAACUGCAACAUUAUGCUGCACAAGGUGUCCCACUUCAUAUCUACGAUGUAAGCAGUGUGCAAUAUUCUUCACGUAACUUUCUUUCUCUCUCUCUCUCAACCAAUUCAUAGCCACUCC
Malaya genurostris is the source of this 2706-nucleotide messenger RNA. RefSeq lists its product as uncharacterized. The record is from RefSeq and is a predicted model, not a curated record. Bases 296 to 1360 code for a protein of 354 amino acids. The transcript has a single exon. NCBI's taxonomy places the organism in Eukaryota, Metazoa, Arthropoda, Insecta, Diptera, Culicidae.